Messenger RNA from Zygotorulaspora mrakii, 1359 nucleotides. RefSeq names its product Lee1p (gene LEE1). The record is from RefSeq and is a predicted model, not a curated record. NCBI's taxonomy places the organism in Eukaryota, Fungi, Ascomycota, Saccharomycetes, Saccharomycetales, Saccharomycetaceae. Gene Ontology annotation, molecular function: metal ion binding; ubiquitin protein ligase activity. The coding region runs from base 1 to 1359 and encodes 452 amino acids. Gene Ontology annotation, biological process: protein polyubiquitination. The transcript has a single exon.
AUGGGAUCAGAAAGACACAACUCUUCGCAGCAGCGUUCUCGCGCUAGGAGUGGCCAGAAUCAGAGAUCCGACGAGACUGGCAAAAGAAGGUUUACGUUCGGAUCGAAAAGCGGUGGCAAUGGUAAUGGAAGAGAUGGACAAGGACAUGAAGGCCAUAAGAAGCUUGCUGGGGAGCAUGCUGACCAGGGCGCAAAACAGGGGUUUACGCCUCAACAGCAAAAGGUGAUCAUCGAGCAUCUUCUGAUCACGAAGAGCAACGCCCCCCAGAAGAACUACUCGCAUGUGCCAUGCAAGUUCUUCAGACAGGGGUCGUGCCAGGCGGGCGAUUCUUGCCCAUUUUCUCAUUCUUUGGACACCACCACUGCAGACCAAACGCCUUGUGAGUAUUUCAAAAGGGGAAAUUGCAAAUUCGGUUCCAAAUGUGCCAACGCCCAUAUUCUACCAGACGGUGUGAGGGUCAAUCCACCGCGGCAGUUUAAAACUAGGUCCUCGUCUAGUCGCGAAGGUGUCACUCAGCCGCAGUUUCAGGCACAAGCACAGGCUCAGGUUCAGGCUCUUGCUCUUGCUCAAGCGCACACUCAAGCUCACGGCCAUGCCAUCGUGGAGAACUGUAUUUACGAAGAGGAAGAACCGAGGGCCGGCAGUUCUGUGGAGGAUGUCUCACAGGUGGAUGUAGAAGAUGAAUGUGAAGAAUUUUACAUUCCUAGGGAUUUCGCUGACUUACUAACUCCGGAAGAACUGAGGCGCCGGAAUUCAAGAUCGUCCUCGUCUUCAAUACCCUCUUCCUUCAAGAAUCCAGAAUUCUCCCAUUCCCGCUCUCUUUCAUCAUCGUCAUCAUCGUACGGUUCAGAACCCCUGUUUUCUCCAACUAUCAGUACCAAUAAUGGCUAUCAUCAAAGAGCGUACUCUAAUGCUUCCUUAUCAUCUUCAAAUUCGUCUACAACCGUAUCACCACUGCUGCAUCAGCAACUGUCAAACUUUCAACAGCCGCAAUGGACGCCAAUUUCUCAAAACUAUUCGUAUCACAACUACAAUAGUACCAAAAAUGAUACCAAUUAUUUGACGCCAAAGACUCAACAGUCCACAAAAGUCACUUAUUCUCCGUGGUUUCCACCAAUGCUUCACGAUAGCUCAACUUCAAGAGGUGCUAUUUCCUGGCUAGGUAGCGAUCUCACAAGGUUGAAAAUCGAUGAAGAAGCGGUGGACGAGCUCUCCUCUACAGACGCAGACGUGGACGCUGCAAUAGCAAGCUUGUCAAGCUUUGGCAAGAACACAAGCAACUACCGUCAAGACACGCAAUUUUUUUUUGAUGAUAUUCCCGUGCGUUUCGAUCAUGCCCAGCUAUCAUACACAAAAUAA